Moneuplotes crassus is the source of this 1623-nucleotide messenger RNA. The record is from the annotation of a GenBank genome assembly. Lineage: Eukaryota; Ciliophora; Spirotrichea; Euplotida; Euplotidae.
UUUCUAACAAAAUGGUAUCUUUGGUUACAGGCCUUCUAUCUUCAACCUUGUGGUACACCUUGUACUGAAUCUUAGGUAUUCUGGCAUAUGCAGUAAUUGUACUGAUAAUUAAACCCUACCUGGUGUAUAGGAGAUUUAAAAGGUUCCCUAAUGUAUACACCAGUCCUUCCUUCCGCCCUUUGAUUGGAGAUGUACUUGAUGCAAUCAGAGAUAUGAAGAGUGACAGAGCUCAUUAUCAUAACCGAAGAGUUAUUGCAGAUGAUCUCCAGAAUUACGAUAUGAGGCUCAGAUAUGAAGGAACAGAGCCGGUCUUACUAAUGGUCUCAAGCGAAGCAAUAGAAGAGUUCAUCAAACUUACACCCAUGAAGAUCGAUCGUUAUAACUCUAACAAAGGACUUUCUAAAUUAGCCGGGAAUACUUUAAGUAUGAUCAGGAGUAAGAAAGAGUAUGUUGGAAGAAGAAAAUUGUUGAUGAAUGAGCUAAGCUUAAAUUCUUCCUCCAAAUAUACCCCUAUCAUGAUAGACCAUACUCUAUCCCUUAUUGAUGAAUUUCAAGAUGGUAAACAGAUUAACUUAACUCCUAAAUUUGCAGAGCUGACCCACAGGAUAUUCACAACAAUCCUCUUUGGAAAGGUUUGUGAUGACUUGGUGAAUGACAAAAUUCCUUAUGAACACCCAGAUGGAAGGAUAGAAUAUCUUCAUAUUAGAGAUGCUCUACUGAAUCUCUCUAAAGCUUACUACAUGCAUUUGCUUCAUCCUCUUACUAAUAUGUUCAGAUUUGUCAGUGAUUAUAAACUACUUAAUCCUUUUAAGAGAGACCAUAAAAAUCUUACAAAUUACGAGGAUGCAAUGAGGAAAAUCUUUUACAAAGCCAAAGGGCCAGACUCAAUCUGUGGAAGGAUCCUAUCGAACACUGAUUUUUCAGAGAAUGAUAAAUUUUUCGACAUUAUGAUGUUGAUUUUUGGUGGAACUGAGACUUCAUCCCAUGGUAUUCUUUCCUCACUUUACUUUCUCAAAAAGCAUCCAGAGACGCAUACUAAGUUAGUCAAAGAACUUCAGGAUAAUGGAGUUACAAAAGAAUUCAUCCUUUCUCAAAAAGAUUCAGAGUCUGGGAGGAAAUUUUUAGAUAUAAUUCAGGACUGUGACUAUCUCAACUGUUGCAUAAAGGAGGUUCUCAGAAUUGACAGUCCAACAGUUGAAGUAUUUCAUUAUUCUGCAUUAGAUGAUAUAACUAUAAGAGAUGUACAAAUCCCUAAAGGAACUAUUAUGAGGACAGAGAUUCAUAGCGUUCACUAUAUGGAGAAAUACUGGAAAGAUCCCUCAGUAUUUAAACCUGAAAGACAUAAUCCAGACUCUGACUUUUUUAAUCAAUCAAAGACUGAAGGGAAGCCUUAUAAUCACUUUAUCAAAGGAUCUUUUGGACAUGGCACUAGGACAUGUCCUGGCCAAACUUUUGCAAUGAUUGAACUAAAGGUCAUACUAGCUGUCCUCCUCACUUUUAUGGACUACGAAAUUGAUGAAGAGUCGAUCACACAAGAAGGAGUUGGCUUUGCAAUUGGGAGUGCUUGCAUCUUAGCACCUAAGAUUAUGCUGAAAUAAAAUUGUACAGAAAAUUUAAAUUUCA